AUGGAAGCUCUUUUAUUACCAGGUGAAUAUAUCGUUCAGGAGUUCGGUACAGUCACCUUUGAUAUGGGAGGAAAGAAAGAUAAAGGGCCUCUCUAUGUUACUAACGGAAGACUUCUAAUUUAUGAUAAAAGUUCGAACUCAUUUCCUGUUGAUUACGAUCCCACAUUAUUGAAGGAUACAAAAGCACAGCAAAAGGUUAGUAAAGACAAUCCUACAACAGAUGCAAGUAAUUCCGUCAGCAGACUCGUUAAUACAACAAAUAAUAAACCUUUAAUUCUUAUUACUUUCCAUGGAAAAGAAUGUAACAAUGAUCAAUCUAAUUUUAACAAAGCAUACUUAACUCUUAAAGAAUCAAAACCAAUUCCUAAAGUUUCAAAAGACCAAGUUGACAAUACUCCCUUAGAAUUAAGGAUUUUUAACGAAUUAUGUGUAAAUAACAAAACAUUAGCAAGUAUACUUAACACGAAGGAUGAUCUUUCGAAUCAAUUCUUUACAGAUAACUUUAAUAACUUUGAAUCAGAAAUUAUUAGUAUAUUUGCAAAACAUCGCUCCCAAAUCAUUGGCUAUUCAAGUAAAGAUCAAUGGCAACUCUCCCAAAAAGCAGAUACUACUUCAGGAGCUAAUAUAAGUAAAUAUUCUUUAGAUGAACAAACAAUCAGACAAAUCUUCCGUCGCCAUCCGAAAUUCCACGAGGAGUACAAAAAACUUUCAACACCUGAAGAACAAGAAAAAUUCUUUAGUGAAAAAUUUAUCGACCACAUAAGGAAAUACAACGAUAUUACACAGCUUACCAACAUCGAGGACAUCGAUAUUGAACAUUUCAAUCCUCAGGAUACCCAAUAUCGCUUCAAACAACUAGAAAUCUGUUGUAAUAUCGAAAAAUUAGGAGACACAUAUACAUAUUCGGGAAUUUUCGAUAAAGAUACUAUGAAACCACCAGAAACAAUCACUUUGACCGAUGUUUCUACCCAUACAGAGCUUGUUUUGAUAGAAUUAGGCGUAAUUCCUGAUACAUCCAAAAACAAGACAGAUAUUAAUAAAUACAAGAAUAUGCCAAUUGAGAGGAUUGACUCUUUGGCCGCAGAUCUCUCAGUUCCAGAAGAAAUUAAAUAUACUCCAUUUUGUGUUGACAAAAGUAAGCUUUUCCAACAAUCUUAUACAGCACCAUCACAAGAAGAAUGGACCUCAUCUAUAGAUGCCUUCAAUUCUGAACUCCACCAAGCUCAUCAAUCAUUUACUGAUGCAAAGUGCAAUUUCAACCAGUUUAGAACUGUUCUUAUUGAAAUGACAAUUAAGUCACAGCUACUGAAUGACUACGACAUCUCCGCUUUGACUGAAGAACAGAUUUCUCUGAUUGAAAAGUUCGCUGAGUUCUAUUCCGAACUGGAAAUAUACGCAUUCACUUAUUGGAAGGCCAUUGAUAAAAAGGCUGCACAAAUUCAGACACAAAUUAGAGAAAAAGUUCAAAAUCUGAAAGAUAGAGUGCAGAGAUUCGUCAGAACAUCGGAUGAGAAGAUGCUGCUCAACUCUUUGUUUGAUAACAUGAACAGUAUCAUUGAUCCAAUCUUGGGAGGUAAAACUUUCGCUCAAUUACCUCAAAAUACUAACGCUACUGGAUUCAGCUUCAUGAGCUUUUAA
Messenger RNA from Trichomonas vaginalis G3, 1638 nucleotides. RefSeq lists its product as uncharacterized. The transcript has a single exon. The coding region runs from base 1 to 1638 and encodes 545 amino acids. The record is from RefSeq and is a predicted model, not a curated record. Lineage: Eukaryota; Parabasalia; Trichomonadida; Trichomonadidae.